AUGUCUGAAGUCUUACCACCAGCACUUUCAAGCACACAGGAUGCUGAUAUAGAAUUUGCCAAAACCAAAGAUAUAUCGAAAGAUAUUCCCAGGGGGAGAUUAGGACCUAUAAAUUCACAAAAGGCCAGAGAAUCAGCAGACCAAUUGUAUUCACUUUUGAAAGAGUACUACUCGGUCGAUAAAACAGCGCAGUACUUGAAUCAAAAAACAAAUUCAGGAGAUUACAAAUUCAAGGAGGUAGCAUUGCAGUUCCCAGAUGAUCUUGUACGAGAUUCAGCGAUAGUAUGCCAACUUCUUCAAGAGUCAAUAUCUGGAGACAGGAGAGUUUGGGUGUUGGCAGAUACAUCCUAUUCUCCAUGUUGCAUUGAUGAGGUUGCUGGAGAGCAUGUUGGCGCCGAUCUGAUUCUCCAUUUUGGAGAGGCAUGUUUAAAUCCCGUGGAAAAAGUGAAUUCUGCUUACAUCUUUGGAAAACCAUAUUUGGACACAGCUAAAGUUAUCGAGCUUUUCAGAAAGCAGUACUCGAACAAAGAGGAUAAGAUUUGUAUAAUGACAGACACUCAAUAUAGUCUUCAUUUGCAUGAUAUUUAUGUUAUCCUCAAGAAAGAGUAUCCAAACUUGGUCUUCGCAGAUGUUGAUUUGCAGAAAAGCGGCUCCAAUUCGUUAGUGAUAGACAGAGAAGUGACGGAAAGGGAACCGGGACUCAGCGCAUAUGAUCUUUCUCGGAUAAUAUACGGGUUAAAUGCAGAUCAGAUUUUAUCUGUUGGUGAAGAUGACGACUAUUCAACAAUUACCCAAGAUUACAGUCUUUUCUAUAUUGGAGUGCCACCAGAUCCAAAGCUCAUUCUUCUAUCGACCAAAUUUUCAAGCCUUGCUGUUGUCGAUCCAGUUACCUUAGACGUUUCAGGUAACAGAACACCAUCACUGUCAAGACGUUACAGGUUUAUGAUGAUCGCUCGUAAUGCUUCUACCAUUGGUAUUUUAGUGAAUACACUUUCACUAGAGAACACCAGAAAGCUUUUGAAUAAAGUUGUGAAAUGGAUAAAAAAUGCUGGAAAGAAGCAUUACAUGUUUGUGGUUGGUAAACCAAAUGUUGCUAAGCUUGCAAACUUUGAUACAAUCGAUGUUUGGUGCAUUUUGGGGUGUGGCCAAUCGGGUAUUGUAAUAGAUUCCUAUGGUGAUUAUUACAAACCAAUAAUUACUCCUUAUGAGCUUCAGUUGGCCUUGCUGCCCGAAGUGACCUGGACAGGUAAGUGGAUUGUUGACUUUAAGGAAGUUAUGAGCCAACCCGAUUACGAAGAAGAAGAAAAGGAAAAGGAUAUUGUGGGUAAAGCAAAGGAAAGCAACAAACGUGACGAAGAUAAAGAUGAAUAUGCUCCAGAAUUUGAUCCAGUUACUGGCAAAUUAGUUGCAUCUAGGCCACUCAGGCAGCUCAAACAUUUAGAAAUCGAACUAAGUGAUCAAAGAGAAACCAUUGAAGGCUCAAAUGAUGAAAAAUCGCUUGCCACAAGGCUUUCUUCUGAACUCUCCAUCGGAAACACCAUUUCAACAUCCGUGUCACAAUUACAGAAUCACACGUGGACAGGCUUGGGAAGUGAUUAUAAACAGCAGGAGGAAGAUGAACAAGGAUCUUUUUCAGAAGAAGGUGCUAAAGUUGAAGAAGGACGUAGUGGAAUUGCCAGAGAUUACGAUUAUGAUCUCGGAUCUGAUGAAAUAGAUAGAUUGGCAAAGCGAUUCAUGAAGUUGGAUAAGGACAACUCUGGUGCUAUUGACAAAGAUGAGUUUCUUUCUAUACCCGGAAUUGGCCAAAAUCCUCUUGCCAAGCGUGUUAUAGACAUAUUUGAUGAAAACAAGGGUGGAGAUAUCGAUUUUAGGGAAUUCGUCACAGGGUUAUCUACAUUCAGUUCCAGUGGGUCGGUGGAUGACAAACUAAAGUUCCUGUUUAAGGUUUACGAUAUAGAUAAUGACGGAUAUAUUUCAAAUGGUGAACUUUUCUUAGUUCUCCGAAUGAUGGUCGCUAGCUCUUUAUCGGACGUACAAUUACAGCAGCUUGUAGAUAGAACUAUAAUGGAAAGUGAUGAUGAUGGCGAUGGACGCCUUAGCUUUGCAGAAUUCAAAAAAAUAAUUGAAAGCACGACAGAUGUUACAAAGAAACUCUCUUUGGGAGAUAAAAUAUAA
Brettanomyces bruxellensis is the source of this 2175-nucleotide messenger RNA. RefSeq lists its product as uncharacterized. Bases 1 to 2175 code for a protein of 724 amino acids. Gene Ontology annotation, molecular function: 2-(3-amino-3-carboxypropyl)histidine synthase activity; calcium ion binding. The record is from RefSeq and is a predicted model, not a curated record. Lineage: Eukaryota; Fungi; Ascomycota; Pichiomycetes; Pichiales; Pichiaceae. The transcript is spliced from 2 exons. Gene Ontology annotation, biological process: protein histidyl modification to diphthamide.